Molecule: messenger RNA, 1217 nt
Organism: Rana temporaria (common frog)
Lineage: Eukaryota; Metazoa; Chordata; Amphibia; Anura; Ranidae
Gene: PDCL
Product: phosducin like
Exons: 4
Coding region: 208-1089 (293 amino acids)
Biological process (GO): regulation of G protein-coupled receptor signaling pathway
Source: RefSeq, a predicted model, not a curated record
AGGAAGAACGCCGCAGCCAAUCACAGGAACGUAGUAUAAUCCUUUAACCAAUCAGCGGCCGGCUAAUCCCCUUCUGUCAUCGUCUUUGGAAACCGGAAGUGCAGGCGGCCAAUCACGGCUGCGGAGACUGUAUUGGCGGAAGCGGCGGAGGGUUGCCUUUGUGUGUAGAGAGAACGGCGGAGAUCGGUCGGUAAGUCUCCGGAGACGAUGACGACCCUGGACGAUAAGCUGUUGGGAGAGAAGAGUCAGUACUACUACAGCAGCAGCAGCGAUGACGAGGACAGCGAUCAGGACCGCGGGGUGCGGCAAGGUUCGGUCAGAGAAUCCGAGGGGAGCAAAGAAGAAGGAGCCAUGAAUACAGGUCCAAAAGGCGUCAUUAAUGACUGGCGGCGGUAUAAGCAGAUGGAGACGGAGCAGAACGCGGAGCAGCGCAGGGAAAUGGAACAGCUCAUUAAGAAGCUUUCAAUGACGUGUAAAUCUCAUCUGGAUGAAGAGAAGGACAAACAGAAAGAGCUGGAGGAGAAGCUGCAUGGCAAGAUGACGAUGCAAGAGUACAACUUGCUGAACGAGGAUGAAGACGAGGAGUUCCUGGAGAAGUACAGGAAGCAGAGGAUCGAGGAGAUGAAGAAACAGCUCAGCCCCUCCCAGCAUUUCAAGGUGGUGUUUGAGGUGCGGAGCGCGGAGGAGUUCCUGGACAUCAUCGAUAAAGAAGAGAAAAGCGUCCUGGUGAUCAUCCUGAUUUACGAGGACGACGUCCCCGGGGCGGAGGCAGCGAACGGCAGCAUUAUCUGCCUGGCGGCCGAGUACCCCGAGGUCAAGUUCUGCCGAGUGAAGAGCUCCCUAUUGGGCACCAGCACCAAAUUCACCGAGAAAGCUCUCCCCGCCUUCCUGGCGUACAGAUCCGGAUUGCUGAUGGGGAACUUCGUCCGGAUAACGGACCAACUCGGCGACGACUUCUUCGCCGUCGACCUGGAAGCCUAUUUGAAGGAGUACAGCCUGUUGCCUGAGAAGAGCCUGCCGUGCGCCGUCAUCCGUCACCCCGCCGUUCAGUGCUAUGACAGCGACGACAGCGACUUAGAAAUAGACUGACGGGAGCCGCCCCCCCCCCAUUGUGUGGUAAUGUACGGGGAGAUGUACAUAGACGCUUCCUUUGUUUUACAUGUUAUUUAAUUUAUAAUAGUUUAUAUGGUAAAAUAAAACAUAACCUUUAGCAUAAA